AUGGGCGAAAGAAAAAUUGUGGUGCUUCAGCUAUCAUCAACGUGUCAAAGCACAGACAGCCGAGACGUACUGUAUCAAUAACAAUACGAUACGGAUAAUAGAUCGGCAAGAGUGUAUUGGACCUGUAGUUGACUAAACUCGACUAAAGAGGAGUCAAAAUAUACCUUUUGUAGAACUUCCAAAUAAAUGUUUUAUGCUAUGAUAUCGUUGUCUGCCCAUUUGUCCUUGUUUAAUUUCCAUUGAAAUUUACUGUUUUACAUCGAAUUCGACCCUUUCAUGAGCCCCUUCAUCCUAACCUUCAACGAUUAUUAAUAGAGAACUAAACAUUUAGCCUAAAAUUAAAAUAAAAAUUUUAAAUAUUACACAGCAAAGCUUGCAUACCUUUAGCUGCAGUGAUAUCCUCUAGUGAGUCCUGGCUUGUCUAAUGAGGUAGUAUUUUUCUGCGUUUUGCACUCGGGGCAGCAUCCACCGAUUACAAUUAGAGGCUAACUUGAGGGCCGAUCUGUCAUCUUCGAUCCCGUGUAUUAAAGCACAAUAAUUCCUCAAAUAAUGAACAAAGCUACGCAAAUUGAGAUCAUCUAAACCAUAUGCAACAUGUGUGCUCCUUUAUGUCGGCCAUUGGCUCCAAAAUCCAUAGCAACUGCACGAUAAUUGCCUAUUUGACGUCUUCGAUUCGCAAUGAUCCGUUUGCAACCCGUUUGAAUACCUUCGAGCUUAGGAACCGCGUCCGAACGACAAAAUACCACUUGCUAAGGGAGGGACGGUAUUAUCCCCUGACUGCCUCUCUGCUUGACCGUUCAGUUCUGACAGUUCUUUAUCUUUUCUUAUUCAGGCGAACAAAUGUUCGACGGCCCACUGUCCACCUCAUAGCUACUGUCAGAAUGGAUUUGGGGAAAAAGGCUUUCGAUGUCAAUGCCACUUCGGAUUCACCGGAAAGGAUUGCGACCGGAGUAAGUGAAAUCAUUUAUUGUAUGUUAUUUUAUUUCAUUUCAUUUAUUACUUUCUCGUACAUUAUGAUUGUUAAUGUCUAUUUUAGGUGUUAAUUUCUAAUUUAUUUAACUAAUUAUUGCCUGCCACUUAUAAGUAAUCUUAACAAUGUUUCUUUCCCUCAAAACUCUAAUUAAUAUAAUAUAUUAAAGCAAAAAGAAGAGGAAGUGGCCUCUUGUUAAUUUCCGCGCCGGUUUUUUUUUUUUCUAAUUUUUUUUUUAUUUUCUCUUUUUCCAAAAGAUCGAUGAUCAAAUCUCUUUUUUGUCUUUAUUUAGUUGCGUGGGUUAAGUUGAACGUCGAUGCUGUGUGUUUUGGAACACGAGAUGACAGCUAUGGUGUCUUCAAUGUCACUCAAGGGGGAUACAUUGGUGCAUUGAAGCUUGUUCACCUCUAUGGUUUUCUGAGGUGCUAUCCAGGAAGUCCCAUCUCCUACUGGGGAUGUAUAAGUUCCCAUUAUGGUGACAAGACACUGAUGACAUUCAUUUCGCAUCCAGACGAACGAAGCAUACUUCUCCCGCGACCAAACACAACUCAAAUGGGUGGCCCUUGGGGAGGCUGUGAUAACGACUUCACCUACAAGCUUGACAGGUUUAAUGAUGUCUCUCCCGAAAUCAUCUUUAACACAACAUCGGACCCAUUGCAAGUGUCUCUGAAUCAGCAGUUUUGGAUUUGGUUUGGUCAGGACUUCGCGGAUUGCAGUGAAGGGAAUAACCGUGGAGAGAGCUGCGUGGAUGUAUUCGGGUGGUAUAUAGCAUGA
Molecule: messenger RNA, 1744 nt
Organism: Porites lobata
Lineage: Eukaryota; Metazoa; Cnidaria; Anthozoa; Scleractinia; Poritidae
Source: the annotation of a GenBank genome assembly